Messenger RNA from Naegleria fowleri, 519 nucleotides. RefSeq lists its product as uncharacterized. The transcript is spliced from 3 exons. NCBI's taxonomy places the organism in Eukaryota, Heterolobosea, Eutetramitea, Acrasida, Naegleriidae. The record is from RefSeq and is a predicted model, not a curated record. Bases 1 to 519 code for a protein of 172 amino acids.
AUGCUUGAUGUGGUUGCACUGUUUAUUACUCCUGUGGAUUCUCAUACAUCCCGAUUUAAAUACUUUGCGAAUCGAGAUCCCAUGGAAAUUAUUUACAGAAUUAAAAAAGAAGAAGAAUUACUGGCGAUCAAGGAUGAAUCUUCGAUGAAAAAUAAUGUCACAUCAAAACUACAACAACACAACGCUCGAACUACUUCUAUUGUGCCACAUUCGAGACUGGAAAAUACAAAUAACCAAUUAAUGAUUUUAAGGGAUCCUGUCAUUUCCAAUCCCUCAUGGUUAGUUCAUGUGACACCUCUCUCCUCUCCUGUAAAUUCUACCAAUAUGGUUGUUCAUAUAUUGACUAAUUCAUUGAUGGGAAAGAUGUUUCAAUACAUGAUUAAGACAUUUGAGAAAGUAAGGAAAGAAAGAAAUCAGCAGUCGAUUGCUACUGUGUUACCCAUGACCAAAGUUGUUAAUCAAGUAUCACCACAAAUACUGAACACAAAAUCCUUACUUGACCCUUCUCAAGUGAAAUAG